Aspergillus terreus NIH2624 is the source of this 969-nucleotide messenger RNA. RefSeq names its product phenylalanyl-tRNA synthetase, mitochondrial precursor. The record is from RefSeq and is a predicted model, not a curated record. Lineage: Eukaryota; Fungi; Ascomycota; Eurotiomycetes; Eurotiales; Aspergillaceae. The coding region runs from base 1 to 969 and encodes 322 amino acids. The transcript is spliced from 2 exons.
AUGGCGAUGCGCUCGAGGCCGAUGCCGAACGCCCACCCGAUGCGGUGCGGCACGUCCGAGUUGAUCAGCAGCUCCUGCUUGAUGACCCCGCACCCCAGCACCUCCAGCCAGUCGCCCUGCCAGAACACCUCCAGCUCCCACGAGGGACUCGUGAAGGGGAACGGCGUCCGGGGUGCCGGCGGCGGCGGCGGCGGCCUUGCUCCCCUCGGUGAAGAUCUUGAUGACCAUGCGCUCGAGCGAGCGCUUGAGGUGCGCCGCGACGGCCUCGACCUCCUCGUGGCUGUGGUGCGCGCUCUGCAGCGGGUUGCGGUCCGGGUGGACGGUGGGGUUGGGGUCGUCGACGGGGACGUCGUGGGCGGGGAUUUUGGCGACGUCGCGACGAAUGGCGGCGGCGGUGGCGGCGGCGUGGGCGAGUGGGUUGGUCUCCGGACGCUUCCACAGCAUGGCGCCCUCCAUCUGGUGGAAGACGGGGUAGUGGCUGCGGUCGAUGGCGUCGCGGCGGUAGACGUCGGCGACGACGGUGUAGCCGACCUCGUGCGGGCGGGUCGCCUCGUUGCGGUUGAGCUGCUGGAAGUAGGCCUGCUGGUGGGCGCUGGUGUGGGUGCGCAGGACGGUCUUGUCGUUGAUGUAGUAGGUGUCGGUGCGGCUGCGGCCCGGGUGGUCGGCCGGGAAGCCCAGCACGUCAAAGUUGUUCGCCGUCGAGACGACCGGGUUCGGCUCGGUGUAGUUGCCGUAGACCGGGCCUGGGAACGUGCUCUCGAUCAGCUUGCGCGUGAUGGCGAGCGGGUGGUUCUCCUCCAGGUAGAGACGGCGUCCGACGUGCGAGAGGAUGGUGUCCGGCGUGUUGGUCCAGUCGUCCGUGCGGUAGGUUUCGCCUUCGAUGGUCAGGGAGGACUUUGCGUGCGGGCGUGUAGCGCCGGGCUUUGCUUUGUCGCCAUGGUCGUCCUGCGUCCGCCGGAUGGCGGUUGA